Exophiala spinifera is the source of this 2160-nucleotide messenger RNA. RefSeq lists its product as uncharacterized. Bases 1 to 2160 code for a protein of 719 amino acids. The transcript has a single exon. Lineage: Eukaryota; Fungi; Ascomycota; Eurotiomycetes; Chaetothyriales; Herpotrichiellaceae. The record is from RefSeq and is a predicted model, not a curated record.
AUGAAUACGGACGCUGGCGAAACUACUGCGCAACUACAGAAAUUCCUGCGCUAUAGAUCAGUGCGCAAAGCCGCCUCGACAGAUCUUGAACUUAAAGCGACUUCUCCUCCACCACCUGUACCGAACAGCUUGCAAUCUGCUUUGACACGAUUACCAUCGAGAUACCACCGCAGGCCGAAGCCGGCGGCUGAGGACCCUCUCGUGCCCUUUCCACCACAAAAUGUUGUGCAAGUUUCCAGCGCGACUCGGGAUCCGGUACCCGCGCAGCAUAUACCAACAAGUCCUCCACAGAACGAGGCAGGUCAUAGCCACAAGCCCAAUGGGGCCCGCCGAAUGGUCAUAGGACAUGGCCGGAAGCCUCUCUCCAAUGGCGAGAAGUUGGGAGCAAUGGCUACCGAGUCAAAGCCGGGCAUGCGCCCAACUUCUCCUGAAACUGUCCGACGAUCUCUAGAGAUUGCGCGAGAAGAAGCUCGAUUGACUCUGGAGGGCGACUUUGGUCGCUUAAAGGCACUUAAGCAGGAGGAGGCUCAGCGACGACGCGAUGAACGAGAGCAGCGCCGCGAGGCAGCGAAGAUUAACGCGAGAAAAGAAUCUGUCGGGGUGGUCUCGCCGCCGGACCUUGGAGGUCCUCAACACACAAGGCCGACUAGACAAGGUGCAGAAGAGAAGCAGCAUCCCCGAGAAGCUCCAAAGCCCAAGUUACGGACGAUGGUCAUUGGAGGAAGCGACGGGGUGUUGCAGGACAGGCAUCACAAACGUUCUUCGUCAGCGAUGCAGAGGCAGCAUACCGUGCGUGAGACUCACACCAGGUCGAGCAGCACCGGGAAGAUGUGUGAGACACGCAGUACUAUGCCGCAAGCAGCAGUACCGCAAUUUGAUGCUCCUAUCUCUGCGGUCAACGCCGGCGAGCGAAAGGUCAAGGUGAAAUGCAAAGAAUCAAUCAUCACUCUGGCUGUUACACCUACCACCACGUGCAAGGAAGUACUUCGGUCUGCGGCACUAUGCUUGACGGAACCCAUCGAUGCCCGAACAGCAGUGCUGCUUGAGUCGUUCUCUCAACUAGGCCUGGAAAGACCAUUGCGUCGAUAUGAACGUAUUCGAGAUGUCAUGAACUCGUGGGAUCAUGACGACCAGAAUUAUUUGUUCAUCAUGGCUCAGUCGGAGUGUGCUGCGGCCGGGAUCGACGAUGCAGACGCCCCAAGGCAACAACCUACCGGCGUAUGUCUGCAGAUAUACCACUCUCACCGACCUGGUAAAUGGGAUAAACGGUGGUUGAAGUUGAGAGAGGAUGGUCAGAUCACAACCUCCAAGCACGAGCACGGUCUCGAUUCUACGAAAAUCUGUCAUUUGUCCGACUUUGACCUGUACACCCCGACAUCAAAACAACUCAAGAAGCUCAACCCACCAAAAAAACUGUGCUUUGCAUUGAAGAGCCAAGAAAAAUCAUCCAUGUUCCUGAACGGCGUUAAUUUUGUGCAUUUCUUCAGCACAAAGGACAAGGGGGUGGCUGCAAAAUGGUAUACAGAAGUCCAAUCUUGGCGAAGCUGGUACUUGUACAACAUGGUGGGCGAGGGCGUGCAGAGUCAGCCCCAGGCUGUGCGCCCACCAACGGGAAAGAGCUCCAAGGAGUCGUUGCCGCCCCGUUCAGCUGGGUCGUUCAAGCCACUGCUCGGUGUCGACUCUGGCAGACCGAGUACAGAAACGGCUGCCCGACAUGACGGUGUCCCUCAUCGUCGUUUUUCCCAGAGUAAUGGUAAUCGACCGCUCCUUGAUUUCGGCCAAGACAGGCCCAGCCUUGAUGGAAGACCAGGAAGCCCACGUCAGUCGAGGAAUCAGAGCCUUCCUCCGAGCGCCUAUCCACGCAAGUUGACCAUCGGCUCCACGGGUGGAAGUACAUCUGAAGAGAGCCCUUUCUCUGGGACUGGCUUGAUCGCACGUAGUGCCAGCCGAAAGUCACUGGGCAGGAACCGACCGGUCGGCGGCGGUCCUGGAGCUGACGGGAAACCACUGGUCGAUCUUGCUCCGACUAGCGAGUUCACCGAUGGGAGUUUGUUGAGGAAGAUGGAAGCCAUCGCUGUUCAACAAGGGAAAACGGGGCCCAAGAUCUUCCGGCAACAAGGAAGGGAGAUUAGUGUAUCAGUAGGAGAAGGAUUGGAUUGA